This is a messenger RNA of Aricia agestis (brown argus), 2913 nucleotides long. RefSeq names its product glutamate receptor ionotropic, kainate 2-like. Gene Ontology annotation, biological process: modulation of chemical synaptic transmission; synaptic transmission, glutamatergic; monoatomic ion transport. Gene Ontology annotation, molecular function: transmitter-gated monoatomic ion channel activity involved in regulation of postsynaptic membrane potential; glutamate-gated receptor activity. Gene Ontology annotation, cellular component: plasma membrane; postsynaptic membrane. The coding region runs from base 20 to 2884 and encodes 954 amino acids. The transcript has 18 exons. The record is from RefSeq and is a predicted model, not a curated record. Lineage: Eukaryota; Metazoa; Arthropoda; Insecta; Lepidoptera; Lycaenidae.
AUGUAAAUAAACAGUUGCAAUGCUGAAAAUGCGAUUUCAUUUGUUUGUUUUGUUUCUUGUGAGCGAGUGCCGGGCGCAAGUGAUCCUGACUGAAACGUUUCAAGUUUCUUAUCAAAUAGCUGGAAUUUUCGAAAAAGAUGCUCUCACGCAGCGGCUGGCUUUCAAUGAGAGCAUGCGAUAUGCGCACCUGGAGGAAUCUGAGCUGCAGAAGUCGGCAGAUGAAGACGAUGACAACACAUCCAAGGAUUGGCGCCUAGAACCAGUUAUACUGCAGCCUCAGAGAAGCGACAGUUAUUCCGUUUGGAGAGAACUCUGCGCGAAAAUAGAAAGAAGUCCGAUCGCUAUCCUGGGCCCUCAGAAUCCCAUAUCAGAUUGUGCGGUCCGAGACCAGUGCGCGCUGGUGAAUGUGCCCCACAUUCAAGCCACAUGGCAACCUCUAGACCCAGAUAUUGAGCUGAUAAAAGACGAGCCGGUCGUCGAGGAAGGCGACAAACCGACGUUCAAGAAAAUAAUAAUCAACUUUUACCCGCCGUCAGAGGAAAUAUCCUACGCAUAUGCCAAGCUCCUAAAGUAUUACAAAUGGGAAAACUUCGCUGUCCUUUACGAAGACGAUUACGGUCUAAUGAGAAUACAGAAAAUAUUAGCCGAAUACACGGAGCAGUUUCCAAUUACUGUUCGAAAAUUAGAUCCCAACGCUGACAAUUACAUGGUGUUCAAAAGCUUGUACGAGUUUAAGGAGUACCGCAUAAUACUGGACUGCCACGUGGACAGAGUCAUCAAGUACCUGAACGAGGCCCGGGCUGUGCACAUGGUUAACCACUAUCAGCAUUAUAUUUUAGUAUCUAUGGACGCGACGACCGUAGCCAAGGACCUCCUGCCGUUCCACUCGAACAUCACUUGGCUGAGCCUCACGGAUUUCGACCAGCUGCAGGACGCACAGCAUUUCCUCGCCCCCCGAGUCGCCAGGUGGUUCAACUGGUCACCUGAAAAUACUGACUCUCCCCCGGUUACUAAUAUUAAGGAAGAAGCACUUUUGAUGAACGACGUAGCGAAUCACGUCUUGAAGUCCUUACAAAGGGUCGAGGCCAAACACGGCAUAGAGAAACCCAGGAGCAACUUGUGUGACAAGAACCCGGAACCAUGGGAGUACGGAGCGCUGCUGCAGGAUGAAAUAUUGAAGACUCAAACCAUGGGUGUGACGGGCAACAUAGAGUUCAACAGCAAGGGUCGCCGUGUGAACUACACUCUCAACGUGAACGAGAUCAGGGUGUCGGAGCGGGAGACGGUGGGGUACUGGGAGUCGGCCGUCGGUGGUGACAUCACUGACACCAGACAGAAUGUAGAGGCCAGAGGCGCGCAGACCUCGAGCAAACACUUUAUUGUUAUAUCUAGAAAAGCUAAGCCGUAUUUUUACGAUAAAGUCAAAUGUCCGGAAAACAACGACACGUGUGUAGAGGAGUCUGCAGAUGAAAAAUACGAGGGUUUCUCCGUCGACCUAGUCAAGCAGAUAUUCGAUAGGCUGAGAGCCCGCAACUACAACUACACUUACUCGUUCCUAUACGAGGAGGACAAGGGAUACGGAAAAUACGACGAAGUCAAGAAGAAGUGGGAUGGACUCAUUGGCGAUUUGUUGGACAAGAAAGCGGACUUAGCAGUAUGCGACUUGACCAUCACAGAAGAGAGGAAGAAGGUUGUGGAUUUCUCGGUGCCGUUCAUGUCUCUGGGUAUAAGUAUCCUGUACACCAAGGAGAGGAAGAUCACUCCUGGCGUGUUCUCGUUCCUGUACCCGUAUACUUUUGAAGUCUGGAUGUACACGGCUACUGCUUACUGCGUCGUCUCUAUAGUCCUUUUUGUUUGUUCAAGAAUAUCUCCAGCUGACUGGGAGAACCCUCAGCCGUGCGACAAGGAUCCAGAGGAGCUGGAGAACAUCUGGAACUUCAAGAACUGCACCUGGCUGACCAUGGGCUCCAUUAUGACGCAGGGAUGCGAUAUACUGCCGAAGGCUAUCGGUUCCCGCUGGGUAUGUGGUAUGUGGUGGUUCUUCGCCGUGAUAGUCUGUCAGACAUACAUCGCCCAGCUCUCAGCGUCCAUGACUACAGCCAUGGAGAACGAACCCAUCAACAGCGUAGAGGACUUGGCCAACCAGAACAAAGUGCUGUACGGGUCCAUUGAGAAAGCGACCACGUAUUUGUUCUUCAAGAAUUCUAAAGAUAAAAUGUACCAAAGAAUCUACGAGAAUAUGGCAGCGAACCCCGCAGCGUUAGUCGACAGCAACGACGAAGGAGAGAGGAGAGUUGCGAACGGAGAGGGAAAGUAUGCCUUCUUUAUGGAAUCUACUUCCAUAGAUUACAAGCUGAAGAGAGAUUGCAGGCUCAAGAAAGUGGGGGGAGAGCUGGACUCAAAGGACUACGGUAUUGCCAUGCCUGCAAAUUCCCCCUUCCGGUCACAUAUAAACACAGCAAUCUUGGAGCUGAAAGAAAUGCAGCUUUUGGACAAAAUAAAAGCUAAAUGGUGGGAACAGAAGAACGGAGCCAAAGUGUGCGAAGAAGCGGCAGACGAGAACGACGUAGAAGGUGACUUGGAGUGGGAGAACCUGAUUGGUGCGUUCCUGGUGCUGAUCGUGGGACUGGUGUUCUGUCUGUUCAUCACCGCUAUAGAGUUCAUGAACGAAGUCCGCAACAUCGUGGUCAGAGAGGGAGUGUCACACAAGGAGGUGUUCAUAAAGGAGCUCCAGGCCUCGUUGAAUUUCUUCCAACUGCAGAAGCCGGUUCUACGGAACCCGAGCCGAGCUCCGUCGAUAGACUCCACCAGCACCACAGAGAACAGAAAGCAAUAUUCUAAGGCUAUAGAGAACUUUCUCGACUUAGAAAAAGAUAUGCAGUAGUCUUACUUUUUUUUGAGUAUAUUAUAUUA